UGUCAGGCCAUAAUUAUUAGGAUGCCAAGUUGUAUUACCAUCACUAGGCACUUGUGAAAAGAAAAUUAAAGAAACUGCAUGCUAUGCAGGUCAUCAAGAGAUUGUGACUUACUUGAGGAGGUUCGAUGUAGCACUGAUCUACUUGUGGAUAGCACUGAUUCUGGUAGACUAGAAGAAUCACGAGUACAGUUGGAUGAGCUUCUGGUGGAGGAUAAACUCACUGGAGUACCCCUACUAGUGUUUGCAAAUAAACAAGACCUAGGGAUGGCUUUAAAAGCUGAUGAUAUCAGCAAUGAUAUGAAGCUAACUGAGCUGACUGACAGACGAUGGCAGAUACAACCAUGCUCGGCCAAAACUGAAGAAGGGAUUGCGGUACACAACAAUCCACUUACCAGUCGCUUAGGCUGGAAGGACAAGCCACCAUGUUGGAGUUUCUCCACAGAGUUGAAUUUCAACCACGAGGUUUAGUCACAAUCAAUCGCAUGUGCA
Halichondria panicea is the source of this 489-nucleotide messenger RNA. RefSeq lists its product as uncharacterized. The record is from RefSeq and is a predicted model, not a curated record. The transcript is spliced from 4 exons. Gene Ontology annotation, biological process: cilium assembly. Gene Ontology annotation, molecular function: GTP binding; GTPase activity. NCBI's taxonomy places the organism in Eukaryota, Metazoa, Porifera, Demospongiae, Suberitida, Halichondriidae. The coding region runs from base 79 to 468 and encodes 129 amino acids. Gene Ontology annotation, cellular component: cytoplasm; microtubule cytoskeleton.